Messenger RNA from Mus pahari (shrew mouse), 10603 nucleotides. It is a transcript of the gene Ptpn4, whose product is annotated as protein tyrosine phosphatase non-receptor type 4. Gene Ontology annotation, cellular component: cytoplasm; cytoskeleton; cytoplasmic side of plasma membrane. Bases 535 to 3207 code for a protein of 890 amino acids. Gene Ontology annotation, molecular function: cytoskeletal protein binding; protein tyrosine phosphatase activity. Gene Ontology annotation, biological process: protein dephosphorylation. The record is from RefSeq and is a predicted model, not a curated record. NCBI's taxonomy places the organism in Eukaryota, Metazoa, Chordata, Mammalia, Rodentia, Muridae. The transcript is spliced from 26 exons.
GAAGGAAAGGAGGAGGAGGAGGAGGAGGAGGGUGACCGAGGCUCUCCUUUGCACUCUCACACAGAGCCGCCUCCCUGGUGUCACCCGCCGCCUCCACGCCGCGCGCGCUUCCCUGCUCCGCGGACGCGACAUUGUUCUUUUAAGACUCCCGGGACCUGUCAGAAAUCGGGGCUCCGGGACUUGAAAGAGACUUGACUUCGGCCCGCGACUUGCGGGGACCGCGGCACUUUCGGGGCGCGUGUGAAGGGAUUAGCUCAUCUCGCCGCGAGGUGCGAGCGCGCGCCUCCCCGCGCACGCCGGCCCCGCCGCAGCCCCGCAGGAUGACGGGGUGCAGGCGGCCCGCGGCCGUGGCGCGGCCGCUGUGGCGGCGGCAGUUCGCGGGGCGCUGAGGGCGAGCAUCGCGACGCGGACCACGCGCCUCUUUCCCCCGGCCGCGAGCCCGGGGCCUCUUGGCUUUUUGUAUUUGUUGUUGUUGUUUUCUUUCUCCAGCCGGGAGGACGCGGCUGUGAUAACGCAGGUUUUGUGUGGACAGUAAUGACCGCACGUUUCCGAUUGCCUGCUGGCAGAACCUACAAUGUCCGAGCAUCAGAGUUGGCCCGAGACAGACAGCAUACAGAGGUCGUUUGCAACAUUCUUCUUCUGGAUAAUACUGUACAGGCUUUCAGAGUUAAUAGGUGGCUGGAUCCAAACAAACCAAUAAGGAAGCAGCUAAAGAGAGGAUCACCUUACAAUUUGAACUUUAGAGUCAAAUUCUUUGUAAGUGACCCCAACAAGUUACAAGAAGAGUAUACAAGGUAUCAGUAUUUUUUGCAAAUUAAGCAAGACAUUCUUACUGGAAGAUUAUCCUGUCCUUGUAACACUGCUGCUCUUUUAGCUUCAUUUGCUGUUCAGUCUGAACUUGGAGACUACAAUCAGUCAGAAAACUUGGCAGGCUAUCUCUCAGAUUAUUCUUUCAUUCCUAAUCAACCUAAAGAUUUUGAGAAAGAAAUUGCAAAGUUACAUCAGCAGCACGUUGGCUUAUCUCCUGCAGAAGCAGAAUUUAAUUACCUAAACGCAGCACGUACCUUAGAACUCUAUGGAGUUGAAUUUCACUAUGCAAGGGAUCAAAGUAACAAUGAAAUACUGAUUGGAGUGAUGUCAGGAGGAAUUCUGAUUUAUAAGAACAGGGUACGGAUGAAUACUUUUCUGUGGUUGAAGAUUGUAAAAAUUUCUUUUAAAUGCAAACAGUUUUUUAUUCAACUUAGAAAAGAGUUGCAUGAAUCUAGAGAAACAUUACUGGGAUUUAAUAUGGUGAAUUAUAGAGCAUGUAAAACUUUGUGGAAAGCGUGUGUAGAGCAUCAUACAUUCUUCCGCCUGGAUAGACCACUUCCACCUCAAAAGAACUUUUUUGCACAUUAUUUUACAUUGGGUUCCAAAUUCCGGUACUGUGGGAGAACUGAAGUCCAGUCAGUUCAAUAUGGCAAAGAAAAGGCAAAUAAAGACAGGGUAUUUGCAAGAUCUCCAAGUAAGCCUUUGGCACGGAAAUUAAUGGAUUGGGAAGUAGUCAGCAGAAAUUCGUUAUCUGAUGACAGGUUAGAAACACAAAGCCUCCCAUCCCGGUCUCCACCUGGAACUCCCAACCAUCGGAAUUCUUCAUUCACACAAGAGGGGACCCGGGUUCGGCCGUCUUCAGUUGGUCAUUUGGUAGACCAUGUGGUUCACACAUCCCCCAGUGAGGAUUUUGUAAGUCAGAGAUCUCCAUCAUCAACGCAAGCUAAUAGCAUAGUUCUGGAGUCAUCACCAUCACAAGAGACCCCUGAAGAUGGGCAGCCACCAGCUUUACCACCCAAACAAUCUAAGAAAAAUAGUUGGAACCAAAUUCAUUUUUCAAACUCUCAGCAAGAUCUAGUCACCCAUACUAAUGAAUCCUUUGAUGUGCCCUCUUCCCCUGAAAAGUCCACUCCUAAUGGUGGCAUCCCACAUGAUAACCUUGUUCUAAUCAAAAUGAAACCUGAUGAGAACGGAAGGUUUGGAUUCAAUGUGAAGGGAGGAUAUGAUCAGAAGAUGCCUGUAAUUGUGUCCCGGGUCGCACCAGGAACACCUGCUGACCUCUGUGUCCCUCGACUAAAUGAAGGGGACCAAGUGGUACUAAUAAAUGAUCGGGACAUUGCAGAACAUACCCACGAUCAAGUAGUCUUGUUUAUUAAAGCUAGCUGUGAGAAACAUUCUGGGGAACUCGUGCUCCUAGUUCGGCCUAAUGCUGUAUAUGAUGUAGUGGAAGAAAAAUUAGAAAGUGAACCAGACUUCCAGUAUAUUCCUGAGAAAGCCCCACUAGAUAGUGUCCAUCAAGAUGACCAUUCCUUGCGGGAGUCAAUGAUCCAGCUAGCUGAGGGGCUUAUCACUGGAACAGUACUGGCACAGUUUGAUCAACUCUACCGGAAAAAGCCUGGAAUGACAAUGUCUUGUGCCAAAUUACCUCAGAAUAGUUCCAAAAACAGAUACAGAGAUAUCUCACCUUAUGAUGCUACACGGGUUCUUUUAAGAGGUAAUGAAGACUACAUCAAUGCAAACUAUAUAAAUAUGGAAAUUCCUUCUUCAAGUAUUAUAAAUCAGUACAUUGCUUGUCAAGGACCAUUACCACACACUUGUAAAGAUUUUUGGCAAAUGACUUGGGAACAAGGCUCCUCCAUGGUUGUGAUGUUGACCACACAAGUCGAACGUGGCAGAGUUAAAUGUCACCAAUAUUGGCCAGAACCCACAGAAAGCUCAUCCUAUGGAUGCUAUCAAGUCACCUGCCACUCUGAAGAAGGAAACCCGGCCUAUAUCUUCAGGAAGAUGACACUGUUUAACCAAGAGAAAAAUGAGAGCCGUCAACUCACUCAGAUUCAGUACACAGCCUGGCCUGACCAUGGAGUACCUGAUGAUUCGAGUGACUUUCUGGAUUUUGUUUGUCAUGUACGAAACAAGAGGGCUGGAAAAGAAGAGCCGGUUAUUGUUCAUUGCAGUGCUGGAAUUGGAAGGACUGGGGUUCUUAUUACUAUGGAAACUGCCAUGUGUCUCAUUGAAUGCAAUCAGCCAGUUUAUCCACUAGACAUUGUAAGAACAAUGAGAGAUCAAAGAGCCAUGAUGAUCCAAACACCUAGUCAGUACAGAUUUGUAUGUGAAGCUAUUCUGAAAGUUUAUGAAGAAGGAUUUGUUAAACCAUUAACAACAUCAUCAAAUAAAUAAAACAAAAAGGUUGGAAUAAGUACUGCGAAACUGAUUUUGUUACGUUCAUUGUGCCGUAAUACUGCUUGCAGGAAACGGCCUCUCACACAAAAAGUGAAGAACUCAAAAGACGUCGAGAACUUCAGCACUACUGCACUUUAUGUUUUAAAAAGUCACUCAAAACCUAUUACUCACAUGGUUGACCAUUUUGUGCUUUGCUCUGAACAAAGAGUGGAAACUGAAUAUGUUCAGGGUAAUUUAUGGAAUGUUGAGGUGUUGCCAUGCAGCCCCCUCGGGUAGAAUUGCCACAGAUAAGGCUCAGUAUUCUCAUCUCUUACACACCUGUACCUUGAAAGCAAAAAGGAAUAAACAUCAGGAGUCUGCUCUGGUCUUUCCCAGUGGUUCAUGUACUCUCUCUUCUGAUUAUCAGAUUUUAUUUUUCAAAUGUUAGCAAUACCAUUCUCAACAUUAGCCAGUACACUGCCUGUGGAUGCAGCACAUCUUCCCUGCCAUCCCUGUAGGGACCUGCUGUUGUGAAGAACAUUGGAACGUGCUGUUCCCAGGAAAUGCUGCACAGUGUCCAUUUACCAGCAUCUCAGAAAACUAACUAUGAAUCUAUGGAUUUUCUUGGAUUUAAUGAUGUAACUUAUAUUUAUCAUAAGGUUGGCUUAUUCCAAAUCAUGUGAUUUCACAUUCUUGAUGUAAAGGAAUGCAUGCAUCGUGUCUUAACCCCUUAAGUGCCUUGAGAUAUCUUUGUCUAAUGAAAAGGCACUCAUUUGACCCCAUAGGAGGUAUGUAUGUAUACUGUACAUUCUUAUAGUUUUAUGACUUUUUAAUAAGUUCACAGUGUUUUUAAAAACCAGCUUCUUAUGUUGAAAGUUAUACAAAGAAGGGUAAAGACAUUCUGUUUCUUACUCAGUGCUUGCUUGGACUUUGCCAUAAAAGCCAGGAUCUCUGUAUUCUGUUGAGAGUGCAUCUGCUGCUAUGGAAUUGUUCACAAUCUGUACAUUCCUUUACUGAGGGACAGGGGUUAAAGUUUAGCAGCGUAACUUGAAAGACGGUUUAUUCAAAUUUCAUAUUUACUUUAUCCUAAGUUAAAAAGUGUUGUUUAAUAUGUGUAUUAGAGAUAAAUAUAUUGGUACUCUAAGUUAUAGUGACAAAGUUAAUUAGUUGGAAUAUUAACAUCUAUAACUAAAGUGUUGCCCUGAAGCAUCAUUCUAGGUCAUAUCAGUCUAUCUUCACACUGCUCUUCUCAUUGGGAUUCUUUAUACAAGGAAUUAGACACUAUUGACUUUCUCUAAAUGUGACCCUUCAUAAUAGUAAAAUGCCAGUUUUCUUGUCAUCAUGGUUUAUAUAUACCUAUUAAAUGAUAAGCAUGUCAGUGAGUCCGUCUUGAUGGAAGAUCCAUCUCCCACUGCAGAUGUGUAUGUUUUCCUUGUUUUAAGUCUAUAGAGACAAAUUUUUAAAAUUGCCCAUUUAAUGUGAGAACUUGCUCACCUUUUCACGUGUUAUUUUAUAUAGAUAUGGUUAAAAUAGACACAUUUUCAAGUGGUUUCAGAUUACUUCUGCAGUCUUAAUAAAACAUAGGUUCCAAUCUUAGAUGUUUUGGAAUACUAUUUAGUUGGGAGAAUGAUAUACAUUUAAAAACCUUUAGUAAAAUAUGAAUUAUUGUUUCAUGUAUUCAGAAUCUAUAAUAGUAAAAUUCAGCAUUUAAAUAUUAAUUGCCAGGGUACCAAAUAAAUUGUCACUUAUAAAUAUUUUUGUCUUAUUUUUAAAGAAAGAAAUAAACAUAUCUUUACAUCAAACAGAAGUACCCCAUUCUGAUUUCACAUGCAAGACAAUUUAAGUCAAUGAACUAUAAUUUUGCUCAGACAUUCCAUUCUCUACCCAGAGGCAAAUGUAAUUUAGGAUGGUAGGAUAUCAUUACAAGUUAAAAAGGGAAAUCGAUUUGGAGAUCUAUACAUUAUAAAGCUAUUUUAUUUCAUUGGUCGAUUUUAGCUUAAAUUUUAAAUCUUGCCAUGUGGGUAGAAGGUGACAACCAUAGACCGAAAGAGAAAAGCUAUGUAGAAGGGCAAUGUCAUGAUUCAUUUGCUCUUUAAUAUAAAGCUUUGGGUACAUCUCUGUAGAUAACACUGCUGUUGGCAGUUAGCAUUGUUGCCUUUUAAGUCAGCAGUGCUUGUUUUUAAGUGACAAGGGGAGAAAUAAAUUUAAAUUUCUCAUAGCAAUUCUUGCCUGAGAACUAUACUCCAUUAGUAUUUUACAUGUGAAAACAUCCCUUUUAGAUUAUUUAUUAGGAUCCUAAGCUAAUCGUAGCCUUCACAAAUUGUUAAUAUGGAUAUGCUAAUUAAACUUUCCUAGUUACCUAACAUAUAACAGUCCUUUACAUCUAAGCAUCUAAUCAGUUUAUUAAUCUAAAUAGAUUUCUAGAAAUAAAGCUAGUUUUCAUACGCCAGGUAGUGCUACACUCCAUACAUAUUGAUGUAAUAUUGUGUGACAAUUCCCAAAUUUCUUGAAUCAAACUGCUUUUCCAUUUCACUCACCACCUGUACGUCCACACCCCGACAAACUCAAGAAAGAAUGCAUUUCUCCGGACAAGUGAAAAGUCAGUAUUGGUGAGUCUGGAGUUUUUUACAUACUAAAAGUAAAUGUGAAAAACUUCCCUCUCUAAAUUCACAUGGCUUUUCUGUUUCCUUUAUUGGGCAUUUGGUUAUGUCAGCACUGCCAAGUUGCCCUGUAGCAAUCUUUUGAAGUAGAUUUUGCAUUCACAAAAAGAAUAGGUUGUAUUUGCUAAACUAAUCCAUUCAUUCAAAAGUGAGGCAGAUUAAUCAACCCAAGAAAAGCUUGUGUGUAGCUUGCUGGGUCAAGUAAUUGGGAAAGGGUAAUGAUUGAUCAUUUUGACUUAAGAAUAAAGGUAACAAACAGUGUUUGAAAGUUGACUUCACAUGCACUUAUGCUGAGCCAUCAGGGCAGUUGCUUGAAAGUUUUGGGUACUACUGUACGUGCCUUCAUAGAGAAAGAUCAGUGCAUUGAUUUGCAUGUGUACUUCAUAAAGACAUGUCCACAGACUGAAUGGACUUUUAACCAUGGGGUUGUUUAUAUCUCUUGGCACGUCUGACCAUGUCUAAUGAGUUACUUGAGCAAAAAAUCUUUUGUCAAAAAAAAAAAAAUCUCUUGUCUCACUAGAAGUAGUACUUGAGAGCUAAAAAUUUGAAAGAUUUUGUUCAGUCUCUAUGUCCUUAUUAUUAUAGGAAGGACCACAGGCCCAGCAAUUAAUUUAGCAGAAUCUGGUCAUCUUCAGGUUUUCUAAUUCUCACUUUAGUGUUGCUGUAUUAGACUGUAACUUCAGUAAAUUGUGACUAUGAUCAGUGCUUGUAAAGUUUACCUAUUUCUACUUGGGAGGCAUGCUCAGUUGUCACUUGGAACCAGUGCCACCUUAGAAGUUUGAAAGGAGACUUCAGAAGUGAUGCCAAUUAGCAUAAGCUGUUGUGAAGUUUUUAGGCUGAUACACAUGCACUAUAAAACUGAACUGCAAGUAGGAAAGCAAUUGUAAAGCACUUAAAACAUUGAACUGAUAUUUAGAACUUAUACCUAUCUACAAAAUAAUAUAUUCAUGUGAACAUGUGAUAAGAUAGAAAUAUAGCUUGUUUAGCAGAAAGAGAGAAGGAAACAUGAACUUAUAGCAAUAUGCUAUUUAAUGUCUGUGUUUUGAAUAUUUAAAAUAUCUGAUGGUAAAGUUGCCAAAGUAGUUUUGAAUUCAUGUAAGUUGUUUAUACUACAACAAUGUGGGGUAUGUUUACAGGCUCUUUAGAGUACUUACUUUGUAGUUCUGAUGAAGUUUGUCAUUUGUAUAUAAGUCGUUUAUAGUAACUAUAUGAUGAUAAAUAUUUGCUGGAGUAAAUAUCUCAGUAAUAUAGCAAAACGUAUGUAAUCCCACAGUCUGCUUUCAUACAAGGUGCUGUGUCCAGAAAGCAAGUACUUUGUGUUACCAUUGCUCUCAUCCCACACUUGCACCAAACGUCCAACUGCCAUUCCUAGAACCAUGUGUGGUGCUUCCUCCAAGUAAAACAGCUGUGUUCUCAUAACUAAGUGGAUUGAAUUUAUCAACUAUCAGAAAUACUAACCUAUUAACAGAUAUUUGUGUCUCAGUGUGAUCACAAAGUGUAGCAACUUUCAUGAAAUUCUUAGAGAAUUACUUACAUGCAAAGAAAUUUAGGUAAUUCUAAAACUUUUAGAGGGCUAAUUGCUAAUAGAUAAUUUCAUCAAUUUUAAGAGUAAAAGAAAUCAAUCCCAGAAUUACAUGUUUUGGGUUCGGCUUUUUACCACAUUUCUUAUUUUGCAUGGAUUUCAUUUACUCUUAGUAGGAGUUAUUUUAUUUCUCUAUGUUGACAGAAACAACAACCCAUAUAUUCCAGCCCACAAUUACUUGAUUUUCAUGCCUUAUUGAAUUCUUUUGAGUAGAUACCAUAAGGUUAUUUUCUGUUUCCAUAUACCAAUGUGCUGCUGCUUAUUUACAUUUUUCUACUAUGGUAUACUGUUGUUUUCUAAAGUCAUUGUUUAUUUUUUUAGUCCUCCGAAGGUAAAUGGGCAGCCAUUAGUCAUAGCUGCUUGAUGGCAGCCCAUCUAUAUUGGCUAGGUAUGGCUAAGUGCAUAAGCAAGUACACCAUUUGCAGAAAAGUAUUAGCAAUAUUGCAAGUUAAAACUAUACUGUUAAGGAAGAGUUCAAACGUUUAACUUCCUGGAGCCUUGUAAAAUUUACAGUGUAAAGAUGAAAAAGAAAGCCUUGUUAAGGUCAUAAAAGUUUCAAUUAAACACUGUAGAGUUUUCCUAUUAUGUAAAUGAUAUAUAGAAAAUAUUUUUCUAUGAACAGAAGGUUAAAACUGUUAAAUUUAAUUUCAUUCCUUAAAAGGGAUAAAACAAUAAUUGUAUGUCUUUCAUGCUGUAAAGAAAAUGAAUGUAUCUUUCAAAUGUUAGAGUUGUUACUUGAUUCUAAGUAUAUGUGUUUUAGAAAAGAAAUCUGCAAAGGGUUGAAAAGAAGAGUAUUACAAGUCAUUAUGUAAAAUGCAAUGUUGGAAGAAAUGGAAUUUCAUUAUAAAUGAGCAGUCACUAUCAAAGCAUAUUUCAGAUAUAGUGUACAUUCAUUUUCACAUUGCUUUGUUUUAUUUCUAGAAAUGUUUCUUAAAAAUUGUAUAUACUGUUUUGACUGUAACGUAAUUGAUUUCUUGUUAGUAAUUGAUUUCUUGUGUUAGGCUCAGUGCUCUGCUGUGUGUGUUCACCAUGGAGGAAAGUUCCCAGGCUUUGUCAGUGUUGCAGCCACCAGUAGGGUAUCAUUGUGAGAAUGUGAAACCCAUGCCUAAGAGCCACUGCCGUAAUGAUGUGCAGAGGCCUCUGACUGUGCUAAUGUGUUUCCCUUUUUAUCUACAAUGACAUGAAUAGUAAGACUACUGGACCCAACGCUCCUGACUUGUAACAGUGGUGGCUUGUAUGCUUUCAGCUUUAUUCAGCUGAGUGAAGACUCUUUAAACCAGUGCCCAUAGGUGUGAGUGAUUUGUUCAAUAGCUUCCUUAAAUCUAGUAUUUACCAGUUAUUAAACUUGAUGAAAAUUGGGAAUUCAUUGUUUUGACACUUUUCUAGCCAUCCAUACUUAUUUUAACUUAUCAUAAUGUACCCCAAACAACCAAAAAGUGAUCCAUGGUUAGUGUCAUAUUUCCUCUACCCCAGCAGUUACAAAGUUUAGCACUGCUAAAUAACUGAUGACUUAGAAGUUGUAGUGUUAAAUACCGUCACUGCCAAGGAUCAUCAAGGAGAUAGCUUUCUUUAACCUUUGGCCCAGAUAGUUGCUGCUUCCUGGUUUCUCUAGAUGUGUUAUAUAUCUGGUAUAUGCCUUCAUAUCCCCUCUAGUCACAACUGGGCCUAGUUUACCCUUUAAAAGUUUUUUUGUUUUCCACUCAUAUACUAUUCCAGUUAUCUUCCUUCCAGUGGAAGGAAGAUUCAGCCCAAGAUUCUCUGGAUUCAUCUUUUCCAGUAUUUGAAUGAGUUAGCAAGAUUCCUCAUUCCUGAAUCUUGUAGAGUGGGUCCUUUUUCAGUGCUAAAAUUCUUUUCAAAUAGCACUUUAUUUCAUGCUUACUACUGAUUUAAUUUAUACAUUAAAAAUAUCUAUCCUAGAGUUUUGUAAAUACAGAAAAGCAAUUGAUUAGUAGUAGGUAGAGUUUAUUAGAUUGGCCCCAAGUUUAAAUGCUUUAUAAUGAUCUCUUGAUAGCUUCUUUGAUAUUUAAAAGGUAACCUAUGUGAUUUUAGCUCUGCCGUUUUCCUGUAAUUUGUAUAAUACAGUAGAGGCUGCCCAGCUGACUAUAUUGCUGGACUUAUUUCUCUCAGCUAGCUUCAGCCAAGCUUGGUUACUAAAACUGUUUUUCUGCUCUGCGUUUUGGACAUCACAUGAAUAUUUGGAAAUCUGUUGGUUUUCAGUGUAGUACCUAUAAAGAUUUAGUAGAUACUGCACCACAAGUUCAUUGUUUAUAUGAAAGAUAAAGGGCAGAAUUUAUAAUAUUGUAACAGUUUAUAUUAAGCUGUUUUCAUAAUCUGCCAGUACAGUACAUCUGCUGUAAAAGUAUAAAAGUUGUCUACCCAGUGGUCUCCAGCAUCAGAACCAAUUCUAAACUAUGCUGUGGACUUUUCAAAUAAGAAAGGCUAGUUAUUGUCUUCUACAGGGUAGGUUAACCUUAGGACUGAUAGCUUAUACUUAUCAGUACUGUUUUAAACAGGAGUUUAAAAAUUAUUUUUAUGUAGAGGGUAUUUUAAUUUGGGAACUUUCUUUUCUUGUAAUAGGUGCUAUAUGUAAAUAUGGAGUGAGAAUUUGCUUGGUUAAAGAUCUAGUUUAUUUCCUUAUUAAAAUACUUUUCAUUUCUGUUUCUAUUUCAUGGUUUGUACUAAACUAAUAGCAAAAUAGAAUUAGUCCUUUAAAGUUGUAGACUACCUUUUCUCCCAGUUGUACAAACAUAUUUCCAUAUGGUUUGAUCUCAGAUUAAGAGGCAACGAAGGUAAGAAUGAAAACAUAAAGUACAUAAGCUUGAAUUUGGUCAACACUGGACUAUUAGAAAUGAUCACUGUGCACUUGUCACUGCAGUUUACUGUGUGUCUGAAAGGCAUUGUGUGUGUGUCUUAAUUUCAGUGAAAAUUAGAAUUCCUGCCAUUCAUGUUUAAACAAUCCACACAUACCAACAGUGAACAGGAUAAAAAUGCUGGUUUGCAUUGAAACUGUUUUAGUCCUAACCUCAAUUUAUAUUAUGCAAAACGCAUUUACAGAUAUUUUGUUGGUUAUAUUUCAUUUUGAUUUAGUACUUGUUCAGGUACAAAUGUGAAACAAACAAAAAAAAAACACUUAGCUGUUAAUGUUCAAUUGAAAAAUAAAGAUGCGCUUUAG